This is a messenger RNA of Gigantopelta aegis, 3300 nucleotides long. RefSeq lists its product as uncharacterized. Lineage: Eukaryota; Metazoa; Mollusca; Gastropoda; Neomphalida; Peltospiridae. The record is from RefSeq and is a predicted model, not a curated record. The transcript is spliced from 2 exons. Gene Ontology annotation, molecular function: nucleic acid binding. Bases 1 to 3300 code for a protein of 1099 amino acids. Gene Ontology annotation, biological process: DNA integration.
AUGGGUAAGGACCAGGGUGAUCAUUUGACUAAUUUGCGGUCAGUCUUUAACAGAUUUCGCGAAUAUGGUCUGAAGUUCAAACCCAAGAAAUGUGAACUGUUUCAAACAAAGGUGGAAUUUCUGGGUAGAGUGAUAGGUCCCAACAGGGUAGAGAUUGGUACUGUAUAUGCCGACAGUGUUCGGGAGUGGCCUAUUCUCCGGUGCACAAGGGAAGUAGAGAGCUUUUUGGGCUUUGCCAACUACCAUCGCAAUUUCAUAGCUAACUUUGCGGAAAUUGCAGUCCCCUUGUACGAGAUCACGGGUAAAAAAGCAUUUAUGUGGGGACCUGCUCAGGAGGCAGCUUGGGUUAAGCUAAAAGAUGCACUGGUAUCCACUCCGGUGCUAACUUUGCCCAACAAAGAUGACCCAUUCAUAUUUGAUACGGAUGCGUCGGACAAGGCAAUAGGGGCAGAUUUGUCUCAGCUGCAAAACGGCACCGAAAGAACGGUUGCUUAUGCCAGCUGUAGCCUCACCUCCGAACAGAAAAAAUACUGUACUACCCGGAAAGAAUUGUUGGCGGUUGUAAAGUUUACCCGUCAGUUCCGCCACUAUCUGCUGGGUAGGAGGUUCUUAGUGCGAACUGAUCAUAACAGUUUAACCUGGUUGUUAAACUUUGAGCAACCACAAGGUCAAUUAGCCAGAUGGUUAGAUGAACUGCGUCAAUAUAACAUGCAGAUUCAACACCGACCCGGUAAGCAGCACAUGGACGCUGAUGCCUUAUCACGACUGCCUUUAUCACAACCAUGCCCAGAAUUUAAGGCAGGUGUCAGACUACAAGACUUGCCUUGUGGGGGCUGCAAGUAUUGUGUACGAGCCAAUGAUAAUUGGGGCUCGUUUUUUGACAACGUAGAUGAUGCAGUACCUUUAGCCACCAGGGUGGAUCAACUGACACUGGUACGGCAGGUGGUUUCCGCUGUGACUGAGAGUGCGUCAGUGGUGCAGAGUACUGAGUUCCAGCAGUUGCUCACUGGGGGUAUUGAGUUCGACCUCCAGCCCCAGAGUACAGGGCCAUUGUGUACACAUAUAGAUGUAGGUGUGGUCCCUAACAAAGUGCUGUCAGUAACUAUUACUGAGGACAGUUCGGGUGACAACUCCUUUGUGGGGUACUCGGCUGACCAGAUGAAGGAAAAGCAGCGUGAGGAUCGGGGUUUGAGACAGGUUAUCCAAUGGUUGGAGACGCAGGUAGUACCCAGUGAGGCAGAAUUGUUUCUGGGUGACCGUGAAUCCAAGUGCUAUUGGAUUAACCGGGACACGUUUCAUUUAGAUGAACGUGGUGUACUGUACAAACGAAUUGUGGAUGAUUCGGGGAGCAGAGAACUGCUAGUUGUACCCCAUUCCUUGCGACGGGAGUGGCUCAGGGUAAAUCACGACAUUCCAGCAUCAGGACACCAGGGCGUGGAACGUACCAAAUGCAGAAUGCGUGCCAGGUAUUAUUGGUACGGUAUGUCUAGGGCUGUAAAAAACGUUUUGUUUACCUGUGUACAGUGUAACCGUUGUAAGAAGGGUAAUAGGAAGGCGAGGAGCCCCAUGAAACAGUUUCAUGCGGGGGUUCCUAUGGAGAGGGUACAUCUCGAUUUCCUGGGACCAUUACCCAAGACUGAAAAUGGUAAUGAGUAUGUACUCAUGAUGGUAGACCAGUUUACAAAGUGGGUAGAGUGCAUACCAUUGCCAUCCCAGACAGCUGAGGUGACAGCAAGGGCAGCUAUCAAUGAGGUUUUCUCGAGAUUUGGUUACCCUUUUGAAAUAUUCACUGAUCAGGGGAGAAAUUUUGAAUCGGAGCUAUUUCAAGAAGUGUGUAAAUUGCUCCAUAUUCAUAAAGCCCGAACCACACCUUAUCGUCCAUCUGCUAACGGACAGGUCGAACGGUACAACCGUACACUCAUGGAUGCUGUUCGAUGCUAUAUUGACAAAUCUCAAACCCGGUGGGAUGAUAACCUGGCUCAGUUGGCAGGGGCCUUACGCUCUGCGGUAAACCGCCACACAGGUUACACUCCUAAUCACCGUAUGCUGGGUAGAGAGGUCAAUCAACCUGCAGAUCUCAUGUUCAGGCCCCCUGUAGGGAAGCAGCCGGCACAUGUUGAUGAGUAUGUGGCCCAGCUUGAAGAAUCCAUCAGGAGUGCGCAUGAACUGGCUAGGGAUAAGUUGGGUGAGUCCCAGAAAAGAAUGAAAAGGGACUAUGACCUGAGAACAGCAGAACACAAGUAUUCCAAAGGGGACUAUGUGUAUGUGUUGGACACGGCUGUUCUUAAAGGGGACAACAAAAAACUUAGCCCACCAUGGAAAGGUCCUGGACUGAUAAGGGAAUGCAUUUCCCCUUAUUUGUACAAAGUACAACUCCGUAAAGGAGUGUCAGUGAUCAACCAUGACCGAUUAAAAUUGUGUAAAGAUCGGAGGGUACCACCAUGGUUAGAUCGGGCAAAAGGGGAGUUACUGGGCCAGAAGAAGGAAACAACAGAACAGGGUGGGGGAGUGACGCUAGCCGAGGUGGACCCAUCACCUCAAGAGGAGCCAGCCGAGGUGGACCUAUCACCUCAAGAGGAGCCAGCCGAGGUGGGGCUACCACCCCAAGAGGAGCCAUCCGAGGUGGGCCCAUCACCUCAUGAGGAGCCAGCCGAGGUGGAGACAUCACCUCAAGAGGAGCCAGCCGAGGUGGGGCUACCACCCCAAGAGGAGCCAGCCGAGGUGGGCCCAUCACCUCAUGAGGAGCCAGCCGAGGUGGAGACAUCACCUCAAGAGGAGCCAGCCGAGGUGGGGCUACCACCCCAAGAGGAGCCAGCCGAGGUGGGCCCAUCACCUCAUGAGGAGCCAGCCGAGGUGGGCCCGCCAUCUCAUGAGGAGUCCGUCGAGGUGGGUGUGUCGCCUUGGGAAGAGGACCUGGGGGAGGUAAGUGUGUCUCCACCGGCGGCGGCGGGGUCGUCACUCCAAUUGGAGGAUUCCCUGCCCGAUAUCCCCCCUUUCUGUUUUCCCAGGCUGAUAGACUUAAAGGAGGGCUCUCCCCCUCCAGGAUUCUUACCCCGGGGGAGACGACGGGGAAUCUUGGGGGCAUGGGAAAGGGGAAAGUUGCCUACAUUCGGGUUUCUCAUGUCCAGUCCGGGACUGUCCAGGCCGAUUCUGUCCAGGUUUCCACUGGGGGUGGCCUUACCCCGGCCUCCACCGGGGUUGGGCUCGCCCAGAUCUCAGUUAGGUCUGUGUUCCCCCCGACCCACCUCACCGGAAUCGACCGAGUCGGUUUCGCCCAAGGAUGCUGGGCGUACGCCCUGA